AUGAGUCUCAUUGCAACGCCGGAGGUGGCGGCAUUCUCCGUCGGCAUUCUGAAGACAAAGCCCGAGCCAUGGGGACAAUCCUCGCUGUAUAAGACCACGUCUUCCGAUAGACCAUUCGAGGUGGCAGACAUUCCCGGUAAAGAAAAGGGCCUCGUAGCAAAGAGGAUGAUCAAGAAAGGGGAUGUAAUCCUCGACGAGAUUCCGCUUUUGAUAAGCUUUGCUACGACCCUAGAGGGAAUCCCGAUGGCGUCAAAUCCGGACCUCUUGAGACUGGCCUUUGAACAACUGCCGGAGAAACAGAAAACUAGCCUGGAGGCCCUGGCUCGGACUACUGGAGGGCAUUACUAUGAGGACAUCAUGAGAACGAAUGCGUUUAGCAUCGAUGUAGAUGGCGCUGGAUUCUCAGCGAUCUUCCCCGACAUUGCGACCAAAGUAACGCCUUCACCCGGUACUCAAGAACGACGCUCCGAAUGGAGGUUGUUGCUCAACGAGAUAUCCACCCUGGAGAAGAAAUUAGCCUAA
Messenger RNA from Scedosporium apiospermum, 522 nucleotides. RefSeq lists its product as uncharacterized. The record is from RefSeq and is a predicted model, not a curated record. NCBI's taxonomy places the organism in Eukaryota, Fungi, Ascomycota, Sordariomycetes, Microascales, Microascaceae. The transcript has 3 exons. The coding region runs from base 1 to 522 and encodes 173 amino acids.